CGAGGUUCCAGAGCCUUCGCGUUGAGGACCAUGUUGCUUCCGAACAUUCUGCUCACGGGUACACCAGGGGUUGGGAAAACCACACUAGGCAAAGAACUUGCCGCAAGAUCGGGACUGAAAUACGUUAAUGUGGGUGAUUUAGCUCGAGAAGUCUGAUCACCGGAUAUCAUGGAGUCUGGCAAGAUGGCUUCUCCCAAGAGCAUGCCGAAAGAUGCACAGAUGAUGGCACAAAUCCUGAAGGAUAUGGGGAUUACAGAAUAUGAGCCAAGAGUUAUAAAUCAGAUGUUGGAGUUUGCCUUCCGAUAUGUGACCACAAUUCUAGAUGAUGCAAAAAUUUAUUCAAGCCAUGCUAAGAAAGCUACUGUUGAUGCAGAUGAUGUGCGAUUGGCAAUCCAGUGUCGUGCUGACCAGUCUUUUACCUCUCCUCCCCCAAGAGAUUUUUUAUUAGAUAUUGCAAGGCAAAGAAAUCAAACCCCAUUGCCAUUGAUCAAGCCAUAUUCAGGUCCUAGAUUGCCACCUGAUAGAUACUGCUUGACUGCUCCAAACUAUAGACUUAAAUCUUUACAAAAAAAGGCUUCUACUUCUGCGGGAAGAAUAACAGUUCCACGGUUAAGUGUUGGUUCAGUUACUAGUAGACCAAGUACUCCCACACUUGGUACACCAACCCCACAAACCAUGUCAGUUUCAACUAAAGUAGGGACUCCAAUGUCCCUCACAGGGCAAAGGUUUACAGUACAGAUGCCCACUUCACAGUCCCCAGCUGUAAAAGCAUCAAUUCCUGCAACUUCAUCAGUUCAGAAUGUUCUGAUUAAUCCAUCAUUAAUUGGGUCCAAAAACAUUCUUAUUACCACUAACAUGGUGUCAUCACAAAAUGCUGCCAAUGAAUCAGCAAAUGCAUUGAAAAGAAAACGUGAAGAUGAUGAUGAUGACGAUGAUGAUGAUGACGACUAUGAUAAUUUGUAAUUUAGCCUUGAUGCAUGUAACAUGUAUACUUGAUCUUGAAUCCACUGUACUGAGAUUAAACGUGCAUGCCAGAUGUUUUCAAGUUGUGUUUGAGAAAACUUAGUAUUUAAUGAGUAAAUAUAGUUAUCAUAGUUUUUCAUUGAGAUGUUGUACUUUCUUUAUUAGAAAUCGUAAUGGUUUUUCAUCAGCCUUUAAGAAAUAAAGUUGUCAUUCAUUAA
Molecule: messenger RNA, 1181 nt
Organism: Myotis lucifugus (little brown bat)
Lineage: Eukaryota; Metazoa; Chordata; Mammalia; Chiroptera; Vespertilionidae
Gene: TAF9
Product: TATA-box binding protein associated factor 9
Exons: 3
Coding region: 169-963 (264 amino acids)
Biological process (GO): DNA-templated transcription initiation; RNA polymerase II preinitiation complex assembly
Cellular component (GO): transcription factor TFIID complex; SAGA complex; transcription factor TFTC complex
Molecular function (GO): transcription coactivator activity; RNA polymerase II general transcription initiation factor activity; protein heterodimerization activity
Source: RefSeq, a predicted model, not a curated record